Messenger RNA from Puccinia triticina, 1002 nucleotides. RefSeq lists its product as uncharacterized. Gene Ontology annotation, molecular function: protein binding. Gene Ontology annotation, biological process: protein import into peroxisome matrix. NCBI's taxonomy places the organism in Eukaryota, Fungi, Basidiomycota, Pucciniomycetes, Pucciniales, Pucciniaceae. The coding region runs from base 1 to 1002 and encodes 333 amino acids. Gene Ontology annotation, cellular component: cytosol; peroxisomal matrix. The record is from RefSeq and is a predicted model, not a curated record. The transcript is spliced from 4 exons.
AUGUCUAAGCUCAUUCAGCGAUAUGGAACCCCGGGCUUUGCAGGUUAUUCGUGUGCUUACAGUCCCUUCUAUCCCAACAAGCUUGCCGUGGCUACUGCUGCAAACUUUGGACUAGUCGGCAAUGGAAGACUGCACAUUCUUCACGCGGAUCCGGAUACCGCACUGAAUACGGAAAAGUUAUUCGAUUCUCAGGACGGCUUGUACGACGUUGCGUGGUCAGAAGUUCAUGAGAACCAAUUGGCGACUGCUUCGGGUGAUGGUUCCAUCAAAUUGUGGGAUAUCAUGCUCAACGAACUUCCAAUGCAAUCUUGGCAUGAGCACAAACGAGAAGUGUUUUGCUUGGACUGGAAUAACUUAAAAAAGGAGAUCUUUGCAUCCUCUUCAUGGGACCAUCUUGUCAAAAUCUGGACACCUUCCCGACCCGAUUCAAUCAUGACCAUCCCUGCUCACGAAUCUUGCGUCUAUGCUGCACGCUUUUCGCCAUCAUCGCCCGAUACACUCGCAACGUGUUCUUCGGAUGGUUCUCUGAAGAUCUGGGACACGAGGAUCUCACCAGACAGUCGACCCCCUCUAGCGAUUCCUGCCCAUUCGAACGAGGUCUUAUCUUUGGAUUGGAACAAGUACGCAACUCAUUAUGUGGCAACGGCUUCAGUUGAUCGAACGGUCAAGAUACACGAUAUUCGGAGAGCCAGUGCGGGGUCCACUCACAAUUGCUGUGUAGAAAAUUUGGUCGGUCACCAGUAUGCCAUUCGCAAAGUUGCCUGGUCUCCACACGCAGCCGAUAAAAUUGCUACUUGCGGUUACGACAUGACCGCGCGAGUGUGGAUGAUACCGCAGAUCACCGGCAACGCUCCCUUACCCCGCGCGAUGGGUGAUGUUUCCCCACUAGGAAUUCAUAAUGCUCAUAAGGAAUUCGUUGUUGGGUUAGCCUGGAGUUUCUAUCAUCCCGGUUUGAUUGCGACUGCUAGCUGGGACCAAGAGGUGCAUCUCUGGUCGAUCUGA